Molecule: messenger RNA, 246 nt
Organism: Iphiclides podalirius (scarce swallowtail)
Lineage: Eukaryota; Metazoa; Arthropoda; Insecta; Lepidoptera; Papilionidae
Source: the annotation of a GenBank genome assembly
AUGGGUAGGCUCGUGCGGACAAAUGCAGGUAAAGUCAGACGGUUUUUAAGCGUCCCAGUCUAUUCUAUUUUUCAUUUACUUGGUACUGAGGCGGGAGUCUCCAAAGAUGCCCUGUUUCUGAGAGUAGACUGGGUGCCCCUAGUGCGUUUGAAAUGCUCUGAGAUCUCUAGUGGAACGAAGAAGCAGGAGAGGAAGAAGCUCUCAGCAUCCGGCUUCGGCUGUGGCAACACGGGACAACCCCACACU